Messenger RNA from Puccinia triticina, 1110 nucleotides. RefSeq lists its product as uncharacterized. The record is from RefSeq and is a predicted model, not a curated record. The transcript is spliced from 3 exons. NCBI's taxonomy places the organism in Eukaryota, Fungi, Basidiomycota, Pucciniomycetes, Pucciniales, Pucciniaceae. The coding region runs from base 1 to 1110 and encodes 369 amino acids.
AUGUUAGAUCCCGAAGCUAUCUCGGUAGAAACAACUGCUGUUCAACUUGUUGAGGAGUUGCAUAGACUGGCACAACUAUGUCGAAUGACCGAUGCCAGGCCUUAUCGAGAAACCGAGCCAGUUUACUCAAUCGACGAGCUAAACGCUCGAGAAGCUCUCUUAAUCCAGCUAGAAAUGAGCCUUUUGCCUUCACUGCGACAGCAACUCCUCAAUUUGCUAGGAUCAUUAGACCUUCGCGCCCUCCCAACAGCUCCAGAACCAAACUUCAAGGAUGCCUUGGAGAUCACAUCGAACCUCCACCCCAGCAUAAUGCAAAUCAAAAAAAAUAUUGAAUCCCUCGCUCCAUGGCGUUACUUGCUAGCCCCAGCCAGGAACGACUCUACUCACGGCCCUCUCAAGCAAGCUAGAUGCGAUUGUCUCAUUGAGAAUUUCCUUGAACUGGUGAACGUCAAAAUACGUCACUUGAUCCAAGCUUAUCUCCAUUUUGAUAGCAGAGGAAUGUUUUCAGCCGAGGACCGGGAUCAAGUCAUUGAGGCUACGGAUUCAUGCGUCCAGGCUGUCGAUGCCAUGAUUAGAUUUUCCAAAAAAAACGACCUUGAUAUCAUCCAAGAGCAUUGGCAAAAGUCACUGCAGUCACUCGACGAGCUUCUGACGGACGUGACCUUCCGAAUCAAUUUUUCGAAUUCCUUGGGGCAAGGAAGAUCCCAAAUCGAUCCAGCUGAAUACACCCCUGCCCGACCUGGCUGGGUGCCUCGAUCUCAAUUGAUACCCCUCAAGUUAGAGGUAGUCCAUCUAUUCGAGUUGGCUGUUCCGUUGAUCAAGCUAGCCCGAAUAUUCUUUAGGAGAAUAGUGAUAACCCCAAGUGGCAAACCAAUGUUCUCACUCGAUCCUCGCAUAUGCUCUCUUGAUAUCCAUAAAUUAGAUAGACGGGUAUCCUCUUUCUACGAAUCAAUCGAGCAUGUUAUGGAGAUUUUGUAUGCUCUGAACGAUGAAGAUGACGAACAUAAUCGAAGGCAAACCCUUGGGAGCUGGUCCUGCAUACCUGAAGACCGCUUGAAUUCAUGUCUAGUCUCAUUAGCCAUGCACAUCCCUGAAGUCCGAAUUCGAUGA